AAGGAUAAGAGCUUUUUAGCACAGUGUCAGUAAGGUGAUUUUUUUGCUAGACCAUAUUUUUUUAAUAGUUUUGUUGGGGCUGCGACCUGGUAGAAAUAAGAGAGUCGCUCCAGCUUGAUUUGCAGCCGUAUGAGCUCACCUUCCCUCCCUCCUGGAUAAUCUUUAUGUGGCACCUACAGCAGCUGUGGUAUUGUCUUAUGUUCAGCUGGAAGCUGCUCAAAUGCCAUGGUAACAAAUGAGGUGUAAGUACCUGCAUGGAACAGUAGGCUUGGAUAAGUAAUAAGAAAAUAUUAUCCAUUAAUGCGUUUCAAUCUCUGGAAAUUAGAACGAGUGGCAGUAUUCCUCUGACCAAGUUUUAAGUCUGCUGAUAGAGGGACGGUAAGAUGGAGAACUAGCUUCAGGUGACAGUGGUUGUGUUGCUUAGCUUAUUUUGGAUAGGCUUUCCUACCACCACCACCAUUUUAAAGUGAACCUUUGCUGUUUUGAAUGGGUGAAGGUGUAUAGUGUAGUGCCAGUGACUGCUGGAAGUGAGAAAAUACAGCUUGUUUUGCUUGGGAACAGUCACAUUCAAAUGCUAAAAUGUUUAAUAGCAAUCAGUAGGGAUCUAUCUGGCUUGAAAUCAAAUAUAUUUACAAUAUCAUAGCAACUAGCCUGAUUUUUGUCAUUAUUUUCUUUCACUCUAAUACUUACCUCAGAAAUCAAUGUCCCUUUUUGGGGGGAUUUUUUUGCCAACACCUGUGUUUGAACUCUGUCUCCAGUGAAUAUAGCCCGUUACCUUGACUUUGGUUUCCUUCAUUAUAGACAGGGAGGGGAGACUGGAGACAGGAACAGUCUGUUCACUGUGAUUUUCUCAGAGAUGGGAGGAAAAAAGCAGGGGUCUUUGCUCACCUGGUUGAGCUCAUAUGUGAUGCUAAUAUGAGAAAAAGUCACAGUGUGCCUUAUUUACACUAGACCUGAGGAGGGAAGGCUGCCCUGUCACAUGCAUAUAUUUGACUUCUCUGGACUACAGUGCAAAUAUAUAUAUUGGGGAAUAUCUUUUAGCAUAAAAAAGAUGGUUUUACAUAUAUUAACUAUAAAUAUUUGUACAGAGAAAGAAGUAGGACUUCAGCUUCGUGACUCUUACAUAAGAAUAUCUUUGAAGUCAAGGCUUGACGCACUUCUGACUCACCAAAAUGGAAGACCCACUGCUCUCAUAAAGACUUGCUUAAUUGUGCUGAGUGAGCCCAGUUCACAGGCAGGCUGUGAAACCUGAACAGAGUGGACUGACUCCUGUGUAAAUGCCUGCCAUGGCCUCUAAGAAACUCCAUUCUCCCUCUGAUGGUAGCACUGGUGGGGUGUGACUUCAGCAUGCUGUCUCUUUUUCUCUUGUGAUAGUCCACUCUUUCAUUCACAUCACCCUUUCUUUUUCUUCCAGAGCUGAAUUGCUGUGAUCAGUUUUACUCCAGCCAUCCUAGGAAGGCUGGCAGUUGACAUGAGGGAAGUGAGGAAAAAAAGCAACAGGAAGGAUGUGCUCCUAAAAGCUAGUGCCGUAUUUUUCCUAAGGACAUGUUGGGGGGCUGUUGGUUAUCCUGUUGUUAUUGCUGGGAUUCUGCCUCCAUUGAGAAUUCACAGUCUCUGAAGCCACCAUCCAUGGAAGGAACUUGCUCUCCAAAAGAAGCAGCCAAGCACAUUUAUUUGCAGAUGCUUGAUUACAUGUAGUGGUGACUUUAAUGGUUGAAGCUGCACAUCACCACAGAUUAUACAUAAGGAGAUUAUACAUACCACUAAGGAGAAUAUUUCUAUUUUCCACUUCAGUCCUGUUUGUUGUUUUGUAGCGAUAUCUACUUUAUUUGGCCAUUAGAGAAGCAGUUUUCCUUCAAACUGGUGAGAAAAACACGAGUUUUUCUCACCAGUUUGAUGUCUGGAAGAUACCACCAGUGUACAUCCUUCAUUAAACUCCUCUGCUAAACCAUAUCUCAGUCCGUUAGAGAGAUGAGACCAAAGCCUCACUUUUGUGUUGCAUAGCAGUUUUUACUGCUUGUACAACAGCCUGCUGAAGUCAAUGGUACUGCUUUAUUUGGGGACACUCGGAGUGGGUGGAAGAAGGGAGGAGUCCUCUGUAAUAGCAGUUUUGAAGUUCUGUUUAUUCACCAAACCACGCCAGCUGUGUAUUUAUUUGAGACAUUAGCAGGUUUGCUGUUUGCUUCUGACAUUCCAUGUCAUUUGGAAAUGGGUUUGGGUCUGUUCUGUAGUUAAGGUUUGGGACUGGGUUUUUUUGUUUCUCUUUUGGAACCAUUGUUAUUCACCUGGUUGACAGAACCAAUGUUACUGUAAUGAACAAACAGCUUCAUUUUAACCUGAACACAAACUGUGGCUUCAUUUCCCAGGCAGCUGCUUAGGUAUGCAGGGGAGUGCUAAGUGACCUUGCUGCUGCUGGAACUCCUUACAGGAGUGAGUUGGUUGCUUUUGGAGGGUGUAUCCUUCCAAUGUCCUUAGUGCUUGAAAAAGCAAAAAUCUUCGAUACAACCAGAGUGUGAGGAGGAUGUGUGUGUUGUAGAAGAAAGUCAACUUUCAAGGACUGGUGACUUUAUGGAGGGAGAGAAGCCUAAGGGCAUGUUUACGUGGUACAGUUCAUGCCUUUGAACAUCUUCUAUGAUCAUUAAAAGGGUAGGGUGAAGGCUUUGAUAGAUUGUGUUUUGAGAACUGGAGUGCUUUAUAGCUUCAUUUUAACUAACUGCUAUUUUUAGGAGUCUAGUUUUUUUGUGCCCAAGUAGUAUCCUAUUUCUUCCCUUGUCAAAUAAGGCAAUAACAAGCUAAAGUAUUAAUGUAAAUGAAAGCUCUGAAGGUAUUUUGAAGCACUGGGAUUAGUGUUUUUCUUUCAUUGCAGUGACAUGACUUUAUUGUGCACAUAGAAAAAUACUUCUCUGAUAUUUUCCUUAUGAUAGAUUAAACUUGAAAUCCUGUUUUAGAAGACUGACAUGUUGCAAAAUAUUGAGGAUAUGGGAUUGCACCAUACUACUAUGGCAAAAUCCAUAUCAAGACUAAAGGGAAUCCAGUUUGUGUAAUGGAAACAAGGAUGUAGCAUGUGGGAUCAGUUUGGGCAUGUUACUGAUCCAGUGAGCUAUAAGAUGUAAUUUAAUUUACAGUCCUUAUUUUGUAAGUUGUAUAUAAUCUUUUCAGCUGCAGCCAAAUUCAGCACUCUUUGUUGCAUUUGUCCUGCAUUUCUUCCUUCAGUGAGAUAAGGCAUUUUGUUCAAUGAGUAAAUGGGACCAACCUUCCAAUAGCUCAUCCAGAUUAAGUAAUAAUUAGAUAUAAUUACUUUCCUAGGGGGAAAGUAAUUCUGCCUCAUUGAAAUUCUUUUAUCUUCAAUUAACCUAUUCUGUUCUUACUGGAAAUAUGAAGCAAAGUGCCAGCUUGCUUCAGGCACUUCUUCCAAAGCUGCUAACUUUGAUUUUAUCUGCCACCAGUGCUCGCUUUGUGCAGUGUAGCAAGGCCUGAGUGUUGAGGUGGCACCAGCAGGGAGGAGUGUGUGCUUGGAUAGGGGCAGGCUGUGCUCAGUACCCUGUUGGAUCAGCUUUCCAUCCCCUUCAUCCGCUUCUCUGCGGAUCAAUGACAAGGCUUGGUGACUCACUUUUCUCUCUCCCCUAUACUUUGUUUGGUUUCAUGGGGUUGUGGCUGGGGAGUACUGUGAAUACUUUUUCUCCUCGUUUUCUUCUGUCAAAUAACCAGCUAGGCUUUAUUCUACCCCACUGCAUGUGGGGUAUCUGUGUAAGUUUUGUUCUGUUUUCAGAAAGCAGCCGUAACCUUGCUUGGCAUUAACAGAUCCAGUGGGUACAUGUUAUGUAGGUUGUUUGGAAUUCAGCAGCCAGGUUCUGAGUUUUCUGGCCACAAGUGCCCAGGAGAGGGACAGACUAGAGCACCAGAGACCCUGUCUAGCUCAGUUCUAGGUAAGGUUCAUUUGGAUACACCUUCCCAUUAGGCAAACGUGCUUUAUUCCAGUGAUGACAAACUGUACCUUGACUGUGCCUACGGUUUUGACUAUAAAUAUAAACCUGAAACUAUUUUGAAAUGGUGAGCUGGUAAACCCUGGGAUAGGAAGGGCUUCAGAACUGGAACACAUUUAUGUUACAGUAGCUCUUCUGUUUUCAUGGGGACUUGGAUUUCACCUUGUAGGCAGAAUCCUUUUUUUAUGCUCACAAGCCCACUAAGAUGAGUAGUCUUCGCAUCCUUCUCCUUUCUUUCCCUCUUUGUAUUCUCCCUGAUAUGUCUUCCUAUACAGGGUAAAUUAAUGCAGUGUAUUUCUGGAUGUAGCUUGUUCUUAUAGAUUUGCUCUCUGCUCUUUUCUGGGGGGUGGAAUGAAAGAACUGCUAAGCCCUUUAAAUAGACUAAGGUGAUGAUUUAGUGUAGUCAUCCAUACCCCGCUAGCUAACAUAGCACUACACUGACAAAGCCAGAAAUUAUAACAAGUGGUAAAGUUUAAUCUUAAGCAAAAUUUAUCCAUUGAUCACAGUUGAGCUUUAAGUAAACAUAAGGUGCAAAAUCUGCCUUCUCUUAAUUCAUAUUGACAAAAUUUCCCACAGCUGGUUCGUCUGUUUGUAACUAUUGGCAAGGUGUGCUCUUUUUGCCAUUUAGCUUGUUUUCGUUUUUAUUAAUAGCCUGUCAACCUGAGGUUUAGUGUAUCAUUUUUAUUGGGAGACAAAAAGCCUACACGCCGUAAUGUUUGCAGUGGUGCUGUAAAUUACACACUGACUCCAGCCAGCACAUCUUCAAGUGUGACACCUGCAACCUUUUAUGUUUUUAUCACUGCUUGUGCUGCACAGUGGCUUUGCAUCAGAAAACACUGAUUAUGUCAACAGGUUGUGUGAAGAAGAUUGCUUGAUGCUUUCUGCCUGCUUGCUAAACCAGUAUUAAUUUACUGGGGGUACUGCCUCAGCCUGAAUCCUGCCUGCCAGUUGACUUUUUGAAGUCUGCUUUGUAAAAGCUCACAGAGAAGCUCUGGGAAAUAAAAAUCCUGUUACUGGAGUAAUUGACAAAAUAGUUUCCUUGUAUUUUCCUGAGGUUUUUCUUGCUAGCCAGUUUCAGUUUUAAGGACAACUGAGGCUGGUUUUUUUAAGGCUUUGUUUCAGGUUCCUUCUCCAGUUGUGUGUCACUUGAAAUCUUUUCAUGCUUGGGGACUGAUACUUUGAGAGUGGUGAUGCAGACAGGGGAAGAGUACUUUGAGGCUUUCCUUUAUCAGAGUUCUGCAUCUUUGAGGUCUUCAGGGUAACAGUUAGCUUCUGAUAGACACUUGCUGCUGCUGCACUUUCAUAAAAGAAAAGAGAAAGCAUUAAGAGAAGUUUCCUUUCUUUACUAUUUUUUCCAUUUUCUAAAAAAAAUUCUCUUCUGAUUCCUUUUGAAAUGCAUCUGUUUUCUGUUGGGUACAAUACAAGUGAUAUAUUGGAAACAAGUGUCGGACCUAUGCAAAGGACUUAAACCUCAAUUUUGGAACCCCAUGCAUCAGCAGCCUGGAGAGAGCUUUGUCUCUUGCAUGGUGACCUCUAACUGAGUGUUCAAAGACAAAAUAUAAGAAGUAUUGGAUGAAUGAAUAUACUUCUUCUCUUGGAAUUGGAGUGUUUCAUUCAGGUAUAGAGGUGUAUGGCCGAGAAUUUGCCUAUGGUGGUCAUCCAUACCCUUUUUCUGGAAUAUUUGAGAUUUCACCAGGAAAUGCUUCUGAGCUAGGAGAAACAUUUAAAUUUAAAGAGGCUGUGGUUCUAGGCAGUACUGACUUUAUGGAAGAUGAUAUAGAAAAAAUAGUAGAAGAGCUUGGAAAGGAAUUCAAAGGAAAUGCUUAUCACCUAAUGCACAAAAACUGCAAUCACUUUUCUUCAGCUUUAUCUGAGAUUCUCUGUGGAAAAGAGAUUCCACGAUGGGUGAAUCGCCUUGCCUACUUCAGCUCUUGUAUUCCCUUCCUCCAGAGCUGCCUGCCAAAGGAGUGGCUGACUCCUGCAGCCCUCCAGUCCAGUGUUAGCCAGGAGCUACAUGAUGAGCUGGAGGAAGCUGAGGAUGCAGCAGCAUCAGCUUCCUUGGCAAGCUCAGCAUCUGGGUCUAGAACUGGACGCCACACCAAAUUAUAAGUCCUCCUCCAAAGUAGCAAAUACUUCAGAAAUACUUUUGAAAUACUUCAGUUUGAUCUCUUCAGCAAUUGACUUUCUGACAGAACAUGAGAGCCAACUCUAGAACAUUGUUUUUAUAUGCAAAAAAAAAGCUCUCAUCAACCCCUGUUUCAGCUCAGGAUUAUUGACGUAGUGAAAGGAAUUGCUGGGAGAAAAGGGAAGGAUUUUGUGUGAAGCCACCCUUUUCAUUUUCACCUGUUUGGUAGACCUGAGUUAACAUCUUGCAUAAAGCAGAACUUAAAUUAUUUGUUUACAGUAUUGUGUACUGCUGUUUACAAGUCCUGUAAGGACUCCUGCUACCAUGGAAGAAGAAAGCAUUUGGGUUUGAUUUAACUGUUGGUAUAAAUCAAAAGCAGUGGUAUGAUGCCCUGGAUGAACUUUCCCCUUUGUUUUCAAGAUUUAAGGCAGGAGAACACUAAAUUGAGGAAUGCCAGAAACUGCUGAAUACUAUAUAUGUGAACAGGGUACUGUGCUCUUAAAGUGGCUGAUGUAAACAGGUAGAUUCCAGGAUGUAGGGAGACUGGUUUGGUCUAAAAUCUGUUCCUAGAAGUAUGACCUCUACAUUAAUGAAACUGUGGAUUUUUGCACAUAUGAAGGGAAAUUUCUAUCUCAUUGCAAUGCACAUCAAUCCAUUUCUUUUUUUUUUUUUCAAUUCAGCCAUUUAGUUUUCAUCCUGUCUUGUGUCUUUACUUGCAGUUUACUUCAGGAUUUAAACAUGUCAAUAUCAUCUGCUAGAAGCAUCAACAAAUUUUUCACUUCUUUGCUUUACUUGAUUUCAAACUUGUAUAUAUAAGUUAGUACUUGUAUUCCUUUUUUGUUUGUUUCAUAUAGUUUGGAAUCGUGUAAAACAAGCCAUUUAUGGUUGAGAAUGGCCUUUGCUUCCUGCUGCUGAUUUUGCUUCAUUUGAGUUUGUAAACAUUCGUGUCCUUCUUUUUUUGAGCUAUAAAUUACUGCCCAGUUGUGCAUAUCCGCACAAAUGAUAGAGAAAUCCUAAUUUAUUUUCCCACAGUCUCUAUCUGUGGCAUUAACUUUCUUAUCAGAUGUAAUGAUGAAAAACCUGAAAAUUGCUUAUGCACCUGCGUGUUUACACAGCAGAACCCACUAAUCUGCACACAUAAUUAUAUCUGAAGGUAAGAGAUAUUAUUUUCUAAAAUACAGAAGUAUGUUUGCUGGUAGAUUAUAAUUAGAGCUAAAUUAUAAUUAGUGAUCAGAAUAUAUAAUGGAAUGCCUUAUUCUUGUUCACUUACCAAGAGAAUUAAUUGUUCUUCCAAUCAUUAGUGUAAAUUAGUGAGGUUCUAUUGUGCACAUAAGGCUACAGUAGCACAAACAUGAGAGAGGUGAGCUUAAGUAUUUUGUAAGACUUGCUGCCUUAAACUAACAAAAAACAUACCAUCCCUAAACAGGAUCAGCUCACAAAGAAGUGUGCAUUACUCAAAAUACGGAUGAUUCUUACGAGCUUUAUUUACAGUCUUUUGCUGGGUUUAGUUUUUCUGUUGAAUGAAAUACUGACUCUGCAGUUUCUGCUGUUUAAAAGCAAAAAAAAGUCCUCUUGGAAGGCAAAAUGCUUCAUGUUAUGAAUGCUCCUGGCCGUGGGUAGUGGUGCCAUUGAAUCCUAUGGAAAGGUGCAGUAGCUGUAUCAUAGUAAGAAUUCUUAUGGUUGCCAGCUCAAACUUGUGCUAGAAACAAGUGGAAGUUUUUCCUGCUGCCACCUGGGUUGAAUCCUUCAUCAGACAGACUUUAGGUUUUCACUUAUCUUCUGUGAUGCAGUGUAGUACAGAGAGAGAUACGCUCAGUUCUGGGGGGGAAAAUCAAGUGAGACUCUUUCUGGAAAGAGCGAGAUAAUAGUAAACGUCUCCAUAACUGUAUUUUGGUACAUGUUUUAAUAAUCUCUUCUAUCAAGUGGGAAAUGUUUAAGGCUGGUGAGUCUGCCACUAACUUCAUUCUCUGUUUGAUCUCCAGAAGCUGGAUAUACUGACCCUCCCUGUUGAGUGUUUUCCACUCUGAAUUUGAGUUCUCCCUUCCUUCUUUUCCCUGUAGUGAAAAUGACUAUGGUGGUCUCCAGUCAACUCUCAAGCAUUACACAACUGGAUCUCGCACUACUCACAGCUCAGACAACAGGCUGCAGACAGGUUGUUUUGUCUCUGCUGUGCAGCUGUGGUAGUAAUGUGACUAAGUCUCUUGGCCAGGGCAGGUCCUUUAUUUCAGCUCAGGGUUGAGGCCACUGAUCUAGCAACGUACUGUAGCUUUUCCUAGGCUUUAGGAAAAAUAAAUAGAAUGAAUUUUCAUUGCUACCUUUUAUGUACCAAAAUCAGCUUUUUAGGCUUCUGAUACAUCCAGAGCGCUAGGUCACAAAUCUCUACACCUUCAUUAACACACACAAUUACAGCAUGUACAAUGCAAGAACAUGACAGAUCACAGCACAGUUUUUAUUUAGAAGUAAAACUGAGACUAUUUUUUAUAAAGCAGACUGGAAAGUUUGUAACAAAAACAUUCAUUUUAUUGUUAGCUGUACAGGUGAAAAUACUGUCUUAUGCUCCAUAACAACUUUUUUCUGUUUGUUUUGAAACCAUCCAUUUGUAAAUCCUGUAAGGAAACUGACACCUGAACCCUGAAGGUUGUUGGGUAUUGAAUCAAAGCAAGCAGUACUGUAAUUCCAACCGUGUGCUGUCAGCUCAGCCUCUGCUGGAUGCCUGCAAGUCACCCUGCCAGUGGUUACUCCCAUUUGUUAGCAAUAGAGCAAGUUACCUUUCACCAGCAUUACUGCCAAGCAGGGAUUAAUUUAGCCUACUAAUGACCACACUGUGCUAGGACUAGAACACUUCAGAAUGCUGUGAGAAAGCUGGACACCUGUGGAAUCUUUUCCAUCAAAACGGGUAGAAAAAUAUCACCACUUCAGGGUUCUGCUCUGUUUACUUUCUCAUUCUUGUUUAAUUUUCUGUGAGAUAGUACUUUUGAUAUGUAUUACGUUGUUUAUCUCAGUCAUUUUAUUUAAAUGCCAUUUUCUGUUCAGCAAGCCAAAAAAAUCCAAUGUACUGUCAGUGUGCACCAGUAACUUCGGAGUGGCUUGGUAAAAAAAAAACAUAGUUGCAUUACUUCUAAAAUUUGCAAUGCAAUUCUGAUCACUAUUGAUAGAUGAUAAUUUUCACUGUUGGAAGUUGGUUACAAGCUGAAUAUUCACUGAUGCAUUUUUUGUAAACUUGUAUUCAAGUUUACUACAUAGUAUUUGUAUAAAAUUCAAAGAAUUUUGACUUUUGUUACCUGUACAUGGCAACAAGUUGUCUAGCAUCUUAAACUUAAAUCCAUCAGUUUAUUAAAAAUACUUUUAUAAAAAAAA
Molecule: messenger RNA, 9465 nt
Organism: Zonotrichia albicollis (white-throated sparrow)
Lineage: Eukaryota; Metazoa; Chordata; Aves; Passeriformes; Passerellidae
Gene: DESI2
Product: desumoylating isopeptidase 2
Biological process (GO): protein deubiquitination
Molecular function (GO): deubiquitinase activity
Source: RefSeq, a predicted model, not a curated record